AUGACACAAGUCGAAGAGUACGAGGAGAACGUUGAGGAGACAGGUGCUGGUGCCAAUGUCGGUGCACCGCUGUCCGUAUCCGAGUUGGAGGGACUCGGUGGGCUCACCAAGCGCGACAUCCAGCUGCUGCACGAUGGCGGCUACUACACUGUUGAGUCCGUCGCCUACACGCCCCGCCGCGCACUUGAGCAAAUCAAGGGUAUCUCCGACCUCAAGGCCACCCGCAUGAUCACCGAGGCCUCCAAACUCGUCCCCAUGGGCUUUACGACCGCCACCGAGAUCCACAUGCGCCGCAGCGACCUUAUUUGCAUCACGACCGGCUCCAAGAACCUGGACACCAUGCUCGGCGGCGGCAUCGAGACCGGGUCCAUUACCGAAAUCUUUGGCGAGUUCCGCACGGGCAAGUCCCAGCUCUGCCACACGCUGGCCGUCACCUGCCAGCUGCCCUUUGACUGCGGUGGCGGCGAGGGCAAGUGCUUGUACGUUGACACGGAGGGCACGUUCCGGCCGAGCCGUGUGCUUGCCGCCGCCAACCGCUAUGGAUUGGCGGGCGAAGAGGUCCUGGACAACAUUGCCGUGGCCCGCGCCCACAACUCGGACCACCAGCUGGCGCUCCUGCGCGACGCUGCCCGCAUGAUGGCCGAGACCCGGUUCAGUCUACUGAUCAUCGACUCCGCCACUGCUCUGUACCGCACCGACUACAUGGGCCGUGGCGAGCUCAACAGCCGGCAAAUGCACCUGGGCCAGUUCUUGCGGCAGCUGCAGUCCAUGACCGACACGUACGGCAUUGCUGUCGUUAUCACGAACCAGGUGGUGGCCCAGGUCGACGGCGGGCCCUCGGCCAUGUUCAACCCGGACCCCAAGAAGCCCAUUGGCGGCAACAUCAUCGCCCACGCCAGCACAACACGCAUCAGCCUGAAAAAGGGCCGUGCCGAGACGCGCAUUGCCAAGAUUUACGACUCGCCGUGCUUGCCCGAGAGCGACUGCAUGUUUGCCAUUACGGCCGAUGGCAUCGGCGACCCGGCGCCCAAAGACGACAAGGACAAGGACAAGGACGAGUAG
Sporothrix brasiliensis 5110 is the source of this 1062-nucleotide messenger RNA. RefSeq names its product DNA repair protein RAD51. Gene Ontology annotation, molecular function: double-stranded DNA binding; DNA strand exchange activity; single-stranded DNA binding. Gene Ontology annotation, biological process: reciprocal meiotic recombination; chromosome organization involved in meiotic cell cycle; DNA recombinase assembly. Gene Ontology annotation, cellular component: condensed nuclear chromosome. The record is from RefSeq and is a predicted model, not a curated record. The transcript has 2 exons. Bases 1 to 1062 code for a protein of 353 amino acids. NCBI's taxonomy places the organism in Eukaryota, Fungi, Ascomycota, Sordariomycetes, Ophiostomatales, Ophiostomataceae.